AUGUUUCUAAUUUUAAUAUUGUCUCUAGGAACUUCCAAAUAAAUUUUUAGUAAAGAAUUUAAGUAAAUGAAUGGAUAAGUGAAUAUUGAAACAGAUAUUUUUGAUAGGAUUCGUUUGACACAAUAUUAGAGAUUGAUAAUUACACUCAGCAAUUAUAAUUCUAAUAUACAACCUUUGUUGUUGAUUUGUAAAAGUUCACCCUCAUUUCUUAAAAUUCCAGAUUAUUUAGAAAUUAAUAAGUAAGGGUUUAAUAAUAUUCUUUUAGAGAUUAAUGUGUAGCAGAUUUAAAUUCUUAUGAUUAUUAGAAAUCCUUUUAAACAGCAAUCAUCUCAAUUAAUUAAUUUGCUGGUAGUUUUUAAAAUAUAAUUUACUAAAUUGAUCUUAAAAAUAUAUCUAUUAUUGUUAUUUAAGACUAAAUAAGUGAUUUUUUUAUAAAAUAUGAGAUUUUAGACAAAAAAAUAUGUUAUAUGUAAUUUUACAUCAUAAUAAUUGUAGAAAAUGUUAAAACAAAGGGUAUUGUAAUGAUGGAAUCUGUAAAUGUAAAGAACAAUAUAUUGGUGAUGAUUGUAGUCUAAAGAUCUUUAAUUUAAAAUAUUAGGAUAAAUUGGUUCCUAAUUAAAUUUAUUAUUUAACCAUCGAAAAAUAAGAAGUAAUUUUUUUAUUUAUAAUAUAAGCUUAUAAGAUUUGAAUUUAAAGAGAAUUGCUCUUUUUUUUUUGAAUGUAUUAUUAACUACCCAUUUUACAAAAGAGGAUAAUUAAAAGUCUAAUCUUAUAUUUAAAUUUCGUUGAGAAACUCUUAAGAAUGCAUAGAUAACUUUCGCUAUUCCAAUUAUUAAUUUUCUUAAUUUAAAUAGCCAUUAUAUCUCUUCUCUACAACUAAUUUUGUGUAGAUUAUUAAAUCUGAAUCUUAAGAAAUAUUAAAUAGUAAUACAAUUGUCUAUAUUGUUUCUUUUGUAGGAUUAGCAUUACUUCUGGUAUUUAUAAUUGCAUGCAUUAUUUGGAAAAAAAGAAUUUCUUAAAUUAGUGAUAUAUCUAGAAAUUCAUUAUAGAUGUCUCAAAAAACAGAACUUAUCAACUAAGUGAAUAAAUUAAUGCCCAUUUAAACUUAUGAACAAUUGAUUAAAAAUUUUCCUGGCUUGAUUGAUGAUUAAUAUUGCCAAAUUUGUUUACAAAAUUAUAAUAAAGAUCAUAAGAUUCGAAUUUCUUAUUGCACACAUUUUUUUCAUGCAGAAUGUUUAGAUAUUUGGAUUGAAAAAAAUGAAGUAUUAUUUUAUCAAAAAUUAUUUAGAAUUGUCCAACAUGUAGAUCCUCCUUAAAUUAUGAAACUCUUAAUAAAUUAACAGAUUAAGAUAGAAUUGACGAAGGUCUAUUUUAAAAUAUAUCUUCAAGUAAACAUCCUAAUACUUAUUUAUCAAAAUAAAAAAUAAGAUUGUAUGGAGAAAUCAAAUCAAGCAAUUCACCAAUAAUCAAAGUAUGA
Messenger RNA from Paramecium pentaurelia, 1477 nucleotides. The record is from the annotation of a GenBank genome assembly. Lineage: Eukaryota; Ciliophora; Oligohymenophorea; Peniculida; Parameciidae.